GUCGAGCGGCGGCCGCCCAGCCAGCGCCGCGGCUCCGUCCUCGCCGAGCCGCCGGCAUGAACACUCCCCGCUGCCCCGCGUCCCCGGCCCGGCCUUUCUGACAGCAGGUGUGAGGUUACCAUUGUACUACAACCAUGGUGCAGAAAUACCAGUCACCAGUGAGGGUGUACAAACACCCCUUUGAGUUAAUUAUGGCUGCCUAUGAAAGGAGGUUCCCAACCUGUCCUUUGAUUCCAAUGUUCGUUGACAGUGACACUGUGAGUGAAUUCAAGAGUGAAGAUGGGGCCAUUCACGUCAUUGAGCGGCGCUGCAAACUGGACAUCGAUGCUCCCAGGCUCUUGAAGAAGAUCGCAGGAGUGGAUUACGUCUAUUUUGUCCAGAAAAACUCCUUGAAUUCUCGGGAACGCACUUUGCACAUUGAAGCCCACAACGAGACGUUUUCUAACCGGGUCAUCAUUAACGAGCACUGCUGCUACUCAGUUCACCCUGAGAAUGAAGACUGGACCUGUUUUGAACAGUCUGCAAGUUUAGAUAUCAAGUCCUUCUUUGGUUUUGAAAGCACAGUGGAAAAAAUCGCCAUGAAGCAGUACACCAGCAACGUUAAGAAAGGGAAAGAAAUCAUUGAGUACUACCUGCGUCAGCUGGAGGAGGAAGGCAUCACCUUUGUGCCUCGCUGGACCCCGCCUUCCCUGGGGCCCUCUGCAGAAGCCUCUUCAUGCAGCAAGAACCAGGCAGUGUGCACAGCUGUCGCCGUUCCUGAUGCUGCUGCUCUCAAGGAGGGGCUGAGCGGCGAGGCCCUCAGUAGUCCUGGUGCAGCAUCUGAACCCACGGUGGGGACUCCAGACGACAAACUAGAUGCCGACUACAUCAAGAGAUACCUGGGCGAUUUGACCCCGCUGCAGGAGAGCUGCCUCAUCCGACUCCGCCAGUGGCUCCAGGAAACCCAUAAGGGCAAAAUCCCCAAGGAUGAGCACAUUCUCCGGUUUCUGCGUGCUCGCGAUUUUAAUAUUGACAAGGCCAGAGAGAUCAUGUGCCAAUCCCUGACCUGGCGGAAGCAGCACCAAGUGGACUACAUCCUGGACACCUGGACACCCCCCCAGGUCCUUCAGGACUACUACGCAGGAGGCUGGCAUCACCAUGACAAAGAUGGGCGGCCACUUUAUGUGCUCAGGCUGGGGCAGAUGGACACGAAAGGCUUGGUGCGAGCCCUUGGAGAGGAAGCCCUGCUGCGAUACGUUCUCUCCAUAAAUGAAGAAGGCCUAAGACGAUGUGAGGAGAAUACCAAAGUCUUCGGUCGGCCUAUCAGCUCAUGGACCUGCCUUGUAGACCUUGAAGGACUGAACAUGCGUCAUUUGUGGAGACCUGGGGUCAAAGCUCUGCUGCGGAUCAUCGAGGUGGUGGAGGCCAACUACCCCGAGACGCUGGGCCGCCUGCUCAUCCUCCGUGCCCCCAGGGUCUUCCCCGUCCUUUGGACCCUGGUUAGCCCAUUCAUUGAUGACAACACCCGAAGGAAAUUCCUCAUCUAUGCAGGAAAUGACUACCAGGGCCCUGGAGGCCUGCUAGACUAUAUCGACAAGGAGAUUAUUCCAGAUUUCCUGAGUGGAGAGUGCAUGUGUGAAGUGCCAGAGGGUGGACUGGUCCCCAAAUCUCUGUAUAGGACUGCAGAGGAGCUGGAGAAUGAAGACCUGAAGCUUUGGACCGAAACCAUCUACCAGUCUGCCAGCGUGUUCAAAGGCGCCCCUCAUGAGAUCCUCAUUCAGAUUGUGGACGCAUCCUCGGUCAUCACCUGGGAUUUUGACGUGUGCAAAGGGGAUAUUGUCUUUAACAUCUAUCACUCCAAGAGGUCACCACAGCCACCCAAAAAGGACUCCUUGGGAGCCCACAGCAUCACCUCUCCAGGAGGGAACAACGUGCAGCUCAUUGACAAAGUGUGGCAGCUGGGCCGGGACUACAGCAUGGUGGAGUCUCCUCUGAUCUGCAGGGAAGGGGAGAGCGUGCAGGGCUCUCAUGUGACCAGGUGGCCAGGCUUUUACAUCCUGCAGUGGAAGUUCCACAACAUGCCUGCCUGCGCCACCACCAACCUGCCCCGCGUGGAUGACGUGCUGGCCUCCCUGCAGGUCUCAUCCCACAAGUGCAAAGUCAUGUACUACACAGAAGUGAUUGGGUCCGAGGACUUCAGAGGCUCCAUGACCAGCCUGGAGUCCAGCCACAGCGGGUUCUCUCAGCUGAGUGCUGCCACCACCUCCUCCAGCCAGUCGCACUCCAGCUCCAUGAUUUCCAGAUGGCGAUUUUGCUGACAGCCUCCAAGCAAACACGUCACUCAGCAGUCCACAUGUGCCCAGAGGUGUUUAUAGAACUAUUUGAAUUGCAGACAUGUCCCACCCCAGAGUGAAGACCUCUAGUGCCAUUCAGAAGUGGCGCUGUCUUAUCCCCAAGCACAUGACUGCACACUCACAGGCCUCCAGGGCUCUCCCGAGUAAGGACACUCCUCCUGUGAGGAUGAGGCAUGUGUGAUGACCAUGUGGCUAAUGGAGUCUCCCCUUGCAGUGCCCAGGCACUCCUCUCAGAAUGCUCUGCCGCCACCCUUCUUUCAGAACUAACCAUCCUUUUGUUUUCCCUCUAUUACUAGUGUCUUAAUUUUCUUUCCCUCCUAAAUCCAUUAUUUGCAUAUCAAAUUCUGUAAAUGUUUUGUAAACAUAUUACCUCACUCUUGGUAAUACAAUACUGAUAGUCUUUAAAAGAUUUUUUUAUUGUUACAAUAAUAAAUGUGAACUGUUUAAGAAAA
Jaculus jaculus (lesser Egyptian jerboa) is the source of this 2785-nucleotide messenger RNA. RefSeq names its product SEC14 like lipid binding 1 (gene Sec14l1). The transcript is spliced from 17 exons. Gene Ontology annotation, biological process: negative regulation of RIG-I signaling pathway. The record is from RefSeq and is a predicted model, not a curated record. Bases 135 to 2297 code for a protein of 720 amino acids. Gene Ontology annotation, molecular function: RIG-I binding. NCBI's taxonomy places the organism in Eukaryota, Metazoa, Chordata, Mammalia, Rodentia, Dipodidae. Gene Ontology annotation, cellular component: cytoplasm; cytosol.